AUGCAGGCCAGGCUGAUCCGGUACUGGCAUGCAUGCCAGGUGCGGAAAGCGGCAUGCAGGUCAUGCCGACUACCCCUCAUGCCGCUGCGAUCAUUGACUCGAUUGGAAUGGAGUGAAGCUCGAGAGCAAUUCGCUGACCUGGCAAAUUUGACUCGCAGAUUGGAUGCUGAGAUUUCUGGAAUAAUUCUUUUGAGUUUUUCAAACAAUCUCUACUUCAUCUGCCUGCAACUCCUCAACGGCCUUUCGCCUCUUGAGGGCGACAACAAAGGACUUCAGUCGAUCUACUUUUGGGCCUCGUUUCUCUUCCUGCUCUCUCGAACGGCCGCCGUAACGAUUUUCCUAUCCAACGUCAACGUGGCAAGCAAGGGCGGCCUUCCGGACUUGUUUGCGUGUCCGGGACAUUUCUUUUGCGAAAACACGCAGCGGCUUUUGCAUCACAUGGCCAACGAUGAUCUUGCACUAACUGGACUUGGCCUCUUUCACGUCACCAGAAGUUUUUUGCUUGCGGUUGCAGGUGCCAUAGCAACCUAUGAAGUCGUUCUUCUCCAAUUCAACGUUGCAAUUACGCAGCCUUCGCCAUCAGUCACUUGUGCUCCUUCAUCUAAUUAA
Molecule: messenger RNA, 609 nt
Organism: Neocloeon triangulifer
Lineage: Eukaryota; Metazoa; Arthropoda; Insecta; Ephemeroptera; Baetidae
Product: gustatory receptor for sugar taste 64f-like
Exons: 4
Coding region: 1-609 (202 amino acids)
Biological process (GO): detection of chemical stimulus involved in sensory perception of taste; sensory perception of sweet taste
Cellular component (GO): membrane
Molecular function (GO): sweet taste receptor activity
Source: RefSeq, a predicted model, not a curated record